Meloidogyne enterolobii is the source of this 618-nucleotide messenger RNA. Lineage: Eukaryota; Metazoa; Nematoda; Chromadorea; Rhabditida; Meloidogynidae. The record is from the annotation of a GenBank genome assembly.
AUGGCUAAAUUACCCGGAUAUUCUGAUCUUGUUGACGAUGAGGGAAAUAUUAAAGGCGCUAGAAUACAGGUUCAUCCAAACCUUGAUAAAAAAGAAUGGCAAAACAAUUCUGUUCUUCGUUUAAAAUCUGAACAAAAACCUUACCCUGUUGAUGUCGAUGUUGGUAUACUUAAAUGGAGUGUAAAAGUAAAUGAUGAAUCAAUUCCAUUAACUUUAAAUUGUUGGCCAAAUGUAUCACCCGAUUCUUGUGUGGUUAGUAUUGAAUAUACUCUUCAACGUACAGAUAUGGAACUUCGCAAUGUUCAAAUAACGAUUCCAUUACCACCCGCAACCACUCCACUUAUUUCUGAAUGUGAUGGAUCUUAUGAAUAUCAAAAAUCCAAAUCCCAACUUGUUUGGAGUCUAACUUCAAUUGACAAAACAAACAAAAAUGGAACAUUAGAAUUUUCAACCCCAAAUGGGCAUGCCGACCAUUUUUUCCCAGUUAAUAUUCGUUUUGUGUCUUUGGAUUCUUUUUGCAAAAUAACGGUUGAUAGUGUUGAAAAGGGACAAGAAAGUGAACAAGUUGAGUUUACUAGUGAACAUUCUUUAAUUACUGAAAAAUAUGAAAUUGUUUGA